AUGCCAUCUGCGACCAAAUUCCAUCGAUUCAAACGUAAAAACUUCCAGGGCCUUGUUUAUUGCGACUAUUGCGAAAAACUACUCUGGGGUCUAGCGCGCCAAGGUGUUCACUGCAUUGAAUGCGGAUAUAAUUGUCACGAAGAAUGCAGUAAAAUGGUUGUUCAGUGUCGACCGCCUCGUCGAAUCAGUCCGGACUCACUUUCAGUAACGGAUUCCGAAGCGGAAUCGUUAUCAAAAUACACUUCCCCACGGGGUUCUAUGCACCAGGACGACAUUUUUUUACAACAUGCCAGCAGCAAUCAUAGCCAUAGCAACCACCAUAACAACAAAAAGCGAACACCGCCUGCUGUAGACACAACAACUGAAGCUUUACGUUCACCCACCUUUUCAACCGCUACUUCCAACACUACUACCACCCUUAACAACAACAACAACAACGACCACGCACAUCGACCUUCUCCUACCCUCAGCAGUUCCGUCAAAGCCUACCGAAAAUCCCUCAAGCAACACGUCCAAAACACCAUCGUCCAGGCCGUUCCAGUGACAUCGAAAAUCGUCAGCAAUAACCAAUACGGUGUGCUGAGUCCCCAGACCACUGCAAAAGCAUUUGCUCGAUCUACCACCACCGCCUCGCAAGCACUGACGCCUCGCUACGAUGAGAACUCGCCCGAAUACUAUGCCAACUUGGAACGCACACAACAGAGCAUGCUGUUCCUGAUCCGCAUCUAUGACAACAUUGCCUACCAUCUCGGUCACAUUUGGCUGUCGCCCGGAUCGUAUCGUCUACUUGCUGCGGGCGCCAUGGCAACAUCAGUGGUGUUCUGGGUACUCGGUCGCUGGGUUAUCAUGCUGAUCGGUCUGGUGAUCUUGGUCAACAAGACUUGGGUUGGCUCGACCGCCGAAGUCUGUAUGCAGUUUCUGCUCGAAUUAAUGCAGACCGCUAUGGACGUUCUACACAAACUGGUGUUUGCUACGUUUGCCACUCGAAAGACGUCGUCGUUGUCCUCUUUGUCAUCUAAGCCUGUGGAGGUUUCAGUGUAUGAAAAUCAACGAUGGUGGGCUGGCAGUGGCUAUACUUCUCAGCUGCUGCGCUCGGAACGCGCUGGGUGGUCCAACUUGACUGGUUCAGAGCCCUUGCCAGGCAAGGACGAGAUGCCUGCGCCAGCAAGCUAUGAGUGGGGCGAAACUGGCUGGGAAUUGGACAUCACAGGGCCAUGGACGGAUGAACAGCUUGGAAUAGGUAAGCUUUAA
This is a messenger RNA of Zychaea mexicana, 1251 nucleotides long. RefSeq lists its product as uncharacterized. The record is from RefSeq and is a predicted model, not a curated record. The transcript has 4 exons. Lineage: Eukaryota; Fungi; Mucoromycota; Mucoromycetes; Mucorales; Lichtheimiaceae. Gene Ontology annotation, biological process: regulation of GTPase activity. Bases 1 to 1251 code for a protein of 416 amino acids. Gene Ontology annotation, cellular component: membrane. Gene Ontology annotation, molecular function: GTPase activator activity.